UUAUGCUCUGCCCCCUUGAGCUGAGAAUGGAAAAGUGAAGCGUCGGUCUGGAGGAGCAGAAUGCUCUGUAAUCCAUAAAUCCCCCAAUUUUCUCACAUCCCAAAAAUUAAAGAAUAAACUUUUAGUAAUUACUACUAAUCAUAACAAAACCCUUUUCUCUUCUGGAUCUCUCCCUCCUCCCUCCUCCCUCCUCUCUUUCUCUCUAGGGUUUUUGCUUCUGCUUAUCUUCGGCUCCCUAUAAAACGUGCACUUCAUUUUGUUAAGGAAAAGCAGUCAAGAGUAAGCUUUUUGCAUUUUUUCAUCAAUGGGUGACGCAGAACAUGCACUUCCCCCCUCGAAGAAAAGAGCUGCUGGACGUGAGAUCUCAAAAGACAACCCUGGUCUGGAUGAUGAGGAAGAUUCGGGAGAGCAAGAGACUGGAACUUUCAAGAGGGCCAGUGAUGAGGUGCUGGCCAGCAGACGAAUUGUGAAAGUUCGUCGCAAUCAGAUCUCAUCAACCCCUUCAUCUAAUCCAUUUGCUGGGAUUCAGCUGGUUCCUCCUACCGAACCAACUACAGCAACUUCCGUGGCAGCAACCAAAGAAGUCACUACUAGUGAGAGAGUUUCAGAAGAAGGGAAAACCGAUUCUGUUGAAGAAGCUGAAAAGGGCAAGGAUGAGACUAGCAAGGAGUCAGAAAGCAAGGUUGAAGAGCCAGUAGCUGAAACUGCUGCAAAGGAGGAGACCACAGAGGAUAAGGAGAAUGAUAAUGUAGUCAACGAGGCAACCAAAUCCACGCUUGAUAAAGAAAAGGCAGAAGAAGAUGACAAGAUUCAGAAUGAAAAAGCAGUGGGUGGAGAAGAGACGCUGAAUAAAAAGGCAGCGGAGGGUGAUAAGGAAAGUGAAGAGAAGAAGGACAGUGGUAAUGAAAAAAUAGAUCCAAGUUCUGAAAGCACACGUUUGAGUUCAUUCCAACAGCUUUCAAGUAGCCAAAAUGCAUUCACAGGGCUUGCUGGAACUGGAUUUUCCACUUCAACAUUCACCUUUGGUUCAAUUCCUAAUAAAGAUGGGUCUCCAUCAGGCCCUGGCACUGGUUCUUUGUUUGGGCAGAAAACUGACCAGGCUUCAUUCGGCUUUGGUCUUUGUAAUAAUGGUAAUUCCUCAAUCUUCCAGACAACAGGGCCUUCUAUUGUGUCAAAGAACGAGGGAGCCGGUUUUCCAUCAAUGCAAGAGGUUCCAGUUGAGACAGGAGAAGAGAAUGAGAGAGUAGUUUUCUCUGCUGAUUCAGUGUUAUUUGAGUUCUUUAAUGGUGUCUGGAAGGAGCGAGGAAAGGGGGAACUCAAGAUUAAUGUCUCAACAACUGGGACAGAAAGAGCCAGACUGCUUAUGAGAGCUAAGGGUAACUACAGGUUAAUUCUGAAUGCAAGUCUUUACAGUGACAUGAAGCUCACAAAUAUGGACAAGCGAGGCAUCACAUUUGCGUGCAUUAAUAGUACUGGUGAAAACAAGGAUGGUCUUUCUACAUUUGCGCUGAAGUUCAAGGAUGGGUCCAUAGUAGAAGAGUUCCGAACAGUUGUUGAAGCACAUAAAGGUAAAACAGCUACAGAUCUGAAGACUCCAGAGAAUUCACCCAAGGCUUCUGAUGAUUGAAAGGAAUGCUGCAUUAAUAUACAGAAUUCUUCCCCCUGGGCUGCUGGGACAAAAGAAGAAACUUAUUUAACUUCUUUUGGAGUCCUUCUUGAACUGAACUCUAUGUAGUAGGGUCUUAAAAGAGCUGGGUCCCUUGUUUUUGUUUUGCAACUUGAGCGUAGUUCUCAGGAGAAUGUUAUUACUUUGAAUUUGGGGCAAUCCUUGGGAGUGCAUAAGUUGCAGCUCGAGAGAGAGACUUUAAAUGUUUGACAAUUUUAUAGUUGCUCCCUCUAAUAAGGGAUGAUAUAAAACACCAAAUAGCAUA
Manihot esculenta (cassava) is the source of this 1931-nucleotide messenger RNA. Its product is annotated as nuclear pore complex protein NUP50A. Gene Ontology annotation, molecular function: GTPase activator activity. Gene Ontology annotation, cellular component: nuclear pore; cytoplasm. The transcript is spliced from 2 exons. Gene Ontology annotation, biological process: intracellular transport. Lineage: Eukaryota; Viridiplantae; Streptophyta; Magnoliopsida; Malpighiales; Euphorbiaceae. The record is from RefSeq and is a predicted model, not a curated record. Bases 305 to 1627 code for a protein of 440 amino acids.